ACUCGACUUGACAUUUACUUUUGAUGUUUGAUUGGAGACCAAAAAAUACAUAAUAUUAUUGUUUUAGAAAAUGGGCAUUUAAAUGCUGAUAAGUCCUUUGUCAUGGGAGAAAAAAGAUAUUUAGACCUUUGAAUAUAAUCACCUUUAACAAUGGGUGAUAAAGCGACACAGAAAGAAGUCCUCAAUGGAAGUUAUGGGGACCUCCCAGAAAUGGAGAACACGGUUGUUCGUGUGUUCUUUAGUUCAACUUUCACUGACAUGACAGUAGACAGGAAUUACUUGAUGAAGAACAGUGUACCAAGAAUUCGUCAAUACUGCUUGAAGAAAAAUUUAGAUUUCCAGAUAAUUGAUUAUCGGUGGGGAGUAAGAGAUGAAGCUUCCAUAGACCACAGCACCAAUGAUAUAGUAUUAGAAGAAGUAGAAAUAUGUAAACUAAUGUCUAGAGGACCAUACUUUGUUUUAUUUCUUGGUGACAAGUAUGGUUCUAGAUCAAUACCUAGAGAGAUUGAAGCUAAUGAGUACAAGAUACUGUACCGUACAGCUAUGAAGGUUGGCUGUGACACAGUCCUGAUGAAUCAGUGGUACAAACGUGAUGACAAUGCUGAACCUGCCGUGUAUUAUCUUCUACCAAUCACUGAUAUCCUACCAAACUAUAAUAAUGAUGAUCCAAAGAAAUCCACGGAGAGAGAAAAGGAAAGAAGGGAAUGGGAUAGCAUAAUUGAGAAAUUGACCCAGUAUUUAAGGAAGGCUGCUGAUCAGGCUUAUGAAGAAAAUCGUAUAACUAAAGAUCAAAGAUUGAAAUAUUUUUAUUCAGUGACUGAAGCAGAGGCAACUAAAGGCAUUAUAGAAAGUGAUUCCAUCAGAAACAGAGUGCUUGCUUACAUCAGAAACUUUGAGAAUAUAUAUAUACAAGACAAGAUUGCAAAAAGAUUUAUUGACUUAGUAAAAGACGACACUGCCAUAGACCAAGAAGCUAAAGAUUUACGAGAACGUCUAAAAAUAGCCAAAAUACAGCCUGUCCUUCUUCCAGAUGAGAUAAAGAAGGACACAUUGUAUUGGACUCCAAAUGGAGUAGACCCUGAAGAUCCUGAUCAUAUGGAGUAUCUUAUAAAUCUAGGGAAACAUUUUGAGGAAAACAUGAUCAAAAUGGUAGAUUAUACUCUGAAAAAGAAAAUUGGAAAUAGAGAAGAUGAUGAACUGUAUGAAGAAGUUCUGCAUCAUUUACAUUUUGGUCAGAAGAGAUUAGAAAGUUUUUGUGGACGCGAGGAAAUUCUUGAGGAAAUCAGACAGAGAAUGAUCACAGUUCAUGGUGGUCCAGAUGAUAGCAAUUUGUCACAGAAGGAAGAUGAGAGUAUGGAGUCGGAAGAUGAGAGUUUGGAGUCAGGUGGAAUGGAGGAUAUUGGUAAUGAUGAUACCCUGGAGAAUAAUAUAGAAAAUGAAGCAGAAAAUGACCAAGCUACAGAAAAAUCAGAUCCUUAUUUUGAAGAAGUGAAGAGUAAAAUAGCUCUUUAUAAAGAAAGAGGUAUCAUCUAUGCCAAUGGUGACAUGGACAGGGAUGUUGAUUCUGACCCAGAAAAGAACAUGAAACUAGAAAUGAUAAAGAAAUGCGAGCUGAAAGAGUACUCACAUCCUGUGAUUUUACAUGGAGAAUCUGGUUCGGGAAAAACAUCUAUCAUGGCAAAAGUUGCCAAGUUGUCAAAAGAAUGGUUUCCAGGGAGUUCUGUGAUUGUCAGAUUUCUGGGGACUUCUGGCAAUUCUUCGUCAUUAAAAGAUGUCUUAUGUAGUGUUCUCAGACAAAUACUCAAAAUAGUUAACAAGACUUUACCAUCAUUUGUAGACCUUGGAGGAGAUUUUCUCUACCUCACUCAACUCUUUGAAUCAAUGCUCAACAACUAUGACCCCUCACAAACAUUAGUGAUUCUCCUGGACUCAAUUGACCAGCUGAGGAGCCAUGAUCGUGCUCAUCUAAUGAAUUGGCUUCCUCUCAAACUUCCAACAAACAUUCAUUUAAUAGUAUCUAUGUUACCAGAAACUAAUGGAUGCCUACAAAACAUUCGUAAUAGAUUAAUUAUUGAGCCGCAGUUUAUAGAAAUACCUGUACUUUCAAUGAAUACUUCAGAUGAUGUGAUAACAAAAAUUUGUCAGCUAAAUAAAAGAAGAUUGACAAAACCUCAACAUCGACAUUUAAUGGAAUUGUUUGUAAAGUGUGCUAGACCACUAUAUGUGAAGCUCCUGGCAGACAGAGCUAUACUAUGGAGGUCAGGAACAGAUGUAAGGGAUUUUAAAGUGGGACCAAAUGUUCAAGCAGCCAUUGAUAUGUUCUUUGAUUAUCUGGAGAAGAAAAAUGGCACUGAAGUUGUAGAAAAAACUUUUGGGUUUUUGAGUGCAUCACAUGAGGGAUUGAGUCACACAGAACUAGAAGACCUACUUUCAUUGGACGAUGAGACCCUACAGGACACAUAUCUCUAUCACUUACCCCCUGAUCCAGACAAUAUCAGGAUUCCUCCCUCCGUUAUUUCUCUACUCAUGAAAGAUACUAAAGAUUACAUGGCAUUUCAAAAAUCUGGAGGCAAGAAAGUAGUAGGAUGGUACCAUAGACAGUUCAUUGAGGUUGCUAAGAGACGUUACUUGACAGGUAAAGAAGGGAAGAAUAUGUGUCAGUUAUUAGUGGAAUACUUCAGAGGAACGUGGUACAACAAACCUAAACCGUUAGAACUGUACAAAAAGAAGAAAGCCUCCUACCCAGAGUCUAAGAGAGGGGUACCAGAUCAACCAAUCUAUUUCCAUAGGGAAUGCUGUAAUGUUAGAAAGCUGAUUGAAUUGCCUUACCAAAUGAUUAAAUGUCAUUUAUUUAAAGAUUUCCAUGAUGAGAUAGCAUGUAGAUUUGAAUGGCUGUAUGCCAAAUGUAAGUUUGUAUCCGUAUCAGCUGUUAUAGAAGAUCUAAGGAUGGCCCUGACAGAGAUGGAUGCCGAUGGUAAUAUUGAUGAUGUUGAAUCCUACAAUGAUAUAAAGAUUGUUAAACAGAUGUUGUCAUUAGGCAGUGAUAGUAUCAGGAAAGACAGCUCUAAUUUAGCUUUACAGAUUCUAGGUCAGCUGGGUCUUGGCAAUACUGGUAGUGAGUUCAUAAAGAAACUUGUGACAGAAACCAAGGAAUGGUCAGAGACUUGUGAUAUAUCUCUGUUACUGCCGUUAUCCCAGUGUCUCCCUCCUCCUGAUGGCUAUAUCAAAACUAUGAUUGAUGCCCAAGUAUGGCACACUGGAGGUGAAUAUGGUCAAGAUUUCAGUCGAGUGAUGCAUCUACAGGAACACAACAAUAUUCUGGUCGUGUUAGAGGCUGUAAAAGAUCAUAAACAUGAUUAUCUCUCCGUUUACGAUAUGAACGACAAUGGAUCAGCCGCAUUCUCUGAGAAGUUAAAAGUCAAGGGAACAACAUCUGUAUACCACCCUGUGAUGAAUGAUAAGUUUCUCAUACUUGGACAUGACAAAUCCUCUGGAUCAAGUGGCCAUGACCAAUUAGUGAAAACGGAGACUUUUGCUGUGGUCAACAUUCCAAGUAGAUCAGAAUGUGUGGCUGUGUCAGAUAAAUAUGUUGUUUAUUCCAGCUUAACCCAGAUAAAUGUAUGUACCAUUGGACAAAACAUUACAGCCAUGUCAGUGACGAGGUCUGUACAGUUAGAGGUCAAGCCAGAUUACCUAGUUAUCUCCCCUGAUAAUCUAUAUCUUGUUGUUUUCUCUGAAAAAUCAUUGUUAGUGUUAAAUAUGGAGACCCUAGAAACACUACACACUUCAACAACUGAAGGAUUUUCCUUUGGAUCAAGCAAACUUCCACAUCAUGCAUUAGUUCAUAUUUUGUCAACCAAUAAGAUGUUGUACAGAGGAUUGGGAUAUACAGAUGGAAAAUUCAUAAACAUGUUGGACCUGGCUACAGGGGAAAAGGACUAUUCUGUACAACACUGGGAACAUUACACAGCAGAUAUUGUAUCAAUUCAUCCAUCAGAGAAAUACUUUGCCGUUGGCCUUGGAAGUACUGCGGUCACAAAUGGGGACAAUGAUAAGAGAUGGUACAUUCACAGGAUAGGAGAUGGGCAACAAGUGUCAGAAUGUACAACAGAAUUCUGUGGUCGCUAUGGUGUCACAUGCUUGAAACUCUUUGGCACAGAUCAAAUCUUUGCUGUUACUGCCUUAGAAUUUACAACAUUGAAUGAAAUUUAUAUAUUUUAUGCUGGUACCGUAGACGAUCCAUUAUCAGAAGUGGUUCCCUGUCAGUCUUUGAAGGGUCACAGUAUGGAGAUCAUGCAGGUGAUACUGAGUAAAGAUGAGUCUACAUUGUAUUCAGCCUCACAAGAUUGUACCAUUAGAGUAUGGGAUGUUAGCAGGGUUGUUAAUGAGUUCUCAGAUACUUAUUUAAAGACUGGUAACCCGCUGGCUGCAGCAAAUGCUACUGAAGACUUCAGGAAAGAUAUGAAAACUUUCUCUACAACAGCUGUAAAAAUCACCAGUGACAUUAGAUCAGUGUUGGUAGGACGGUCAGAUGGUCAAUUCAUGGUAAAGGAUCUGAAUGAUGGGGAAAUUUUGUAUGAACAGAAGUAUGAGAAGACAAUCACUCACAUGCUGAUGUCAAAAAGUGGGGAAGAAAUUAUUAUAAUCACAGAAAUGGAUGACAUUAUUAUACUUGAUUCUCAGUCAUAUGAAUUGAAACACAAACUGUCAAGUAAUAUGGCUGUGAACUGUGCAGCAGAAGCUAACAGUAUUUUAGUGGUUGGAAAAGGUGGAAUGGAGGCUGAAGGGAAAGCAUUCAACAUUAAAAAUGGCUCUAUGGUUAAAGAGUUUUCACUUCUGUACUCACUGAGUCAGGUGGCCAUCAACUCUUCUGGUACUAAGAUUGUGAGUACAAUGUUUGAUUUCCCCUUGAUUGUACCUCUGACUUGUGAAGAUGAGACCGAUUCUGCCAUGGAGGAUAUGAUGCAGAACAAUGACACAAUGAUGAGUGGCAGUUCUGCUGUAGACAUCAGUCCUGAUGACCAAUACGCCUUCUCUGCGUCCACUGAUGGAGGUAUUAGAGUGGUCAAAAUGUCAGGACAGUACUUCAUGAGAUUUGAUCAGAAGUCGUCUGCUGUUGCAGCUUUAUUUUCUCCUGAUAGUAAAUGCAUUGUUUCAUGUGGGUUUAAAACUAUAUAUGUCUGGUCUUUAGCAGACGGCACAUUAAGUUACAAAUUAAAAAAACAUGAUGGUUUUGUAAUCAGUUUGAAAUUUGAUCUUACAGGAAAGUAUCUUUUGACAUCUUCAAGAGAUAAGAAAUUAGUCAUGUGGGACUUUAGGCGUGGAAUCUCAUUGGCUACUUUUGUGGCCCAUUGCCAACUGCCAUUGGUUGAUUUGUCAUCUGAUGCGAAACAUCUAGUGUUUGUUCCAGAAGAUAUUGCUGACAUUGCUAUACUACGUUUGAAUAAAUUGUUAACCAGCAUAGUUGAUGGCACACAUAAAUUACAAAUAACACCUGCAUUGCUGGGUGUUCAGGCAGUGGCUCUGUCAUUCUCAAGCCAGAAAAUGAAACGAAGGGAGACAACUGGUAUAGGUUGUCAAAUUAUGUGAUCUCAUUGUACAGUCCACUUGUAUGUGGCCAUUGAACAAUUACAUCCUCUUGUAUUAUAAGAAUUUAUAUUAAUGUUUUUCUAACCUAAAAACCUCACUAUUGUUAUAGACUAUUUUUUUAUAUAAUACCUUGUGUAUUACUAACAUGAUUUGAACAAAAAGUAACUGCUCCCAUAAGUCAAAAACGAAUUGUUUUGAGAUUAAUUACAAUUACACAAGAACAGUACUUAUUGUUGUAGUUUUCAAGUGUCAUUACAUGAUUUAAAAAGUCUUACUAAUACAAAUGGUAGUCCUGUAAAACUUUAUCUUGAGCAUGUAGAGUGGAAUCAAUUUUAUUUGUUGGUUACCAAUUUUUGUGGAAAUUGUGGGUAAAUAUGAAUCAUGAAUUAAAAUACAACGAAUUUCAAUAUUUCUACAGACUUGUAUGCUGACUUCAGCUAACGAACAAAGUGAAAUAUCCACAAAAAUACUCAUUUUUCACAAUCCAUGAAAAUUGGUACUUUAGAAAAUAAAUGAAUCCACCUAUAUAUAUGAGGGGUCCUGAUCCCUAAAUCUCGGACUUAAAAACAGGAAAUCACGAGCUUAUAAAUAUGAAAUCCCGAGGUCCCGAAAUUUGAAAAAAGAAUUCCUGGAAAGGGUCAAUCCCGAAAUUCCGAGCUGAAAAAAACCUGAUCCCGGAGUCCCGAUAAAGGUCCCAUCCCCCCUCAUAUAUGCUAGAAUGCACAUUUGUUUCUUGAUGUUAUCUUCAGUUGAGAAAACUUUAAUUUUCACAGGAAAUUUCAAGAAAGAUAUCUUCUUACAUUUAAUUUUUGUUUUAAUUCAAAAGUGUUCAUUUCAUUUCCAGAGUAUAAUAUGUUGAGACUUGUUCUUUUUAUAAGGUAUACUGCCUUUGAAUGUGAUGCUACAGAACUUAAAUAUAUAUGGGUCUUUUUUUCACCAAAAAUGUUGGUUUAUACUAAAAUGAAACACAAGGAUGAUCAUUAAACAUGUAAGAGUCGAAUCUAUGUCCCCAUGCACACCUGUGUCCCUAUAUCAAAUCUGAUAAUCUUUGUGUUUAAUUUGUAUACUUCACUGAAAGCAAUUUUGGUUUUGCUUCAAUCAUAAGGGAGCAGGGUCGGUGGAAAGCCAUUUUUUUUGCAUUAAACAUGCUGACUUUUAUUUUGCCUAAGUGAAAUUUUUGGCCCUUGCUCCCUGCCCCCUAACCUCAAAUUCUGGUAAUAGACAGGACUUUUAAUUUUUGUACAUUUCCAGCAACGUUCUAGAUUGCAGACCAAAUGUUAUGUGUUCUGCUUUUUCUUUACAUUUCUAAAGGUUUUUUUCUGUUUACUAGUCAAUUAUUUUCUAUCUUUUUUACUUCCAUGCAAUAAGAGAUUAUUUUAUAUACAAUAAGAUGCAAUAUAUUGCAAUAAUUUUAUAUUAUUAUAUUUUUUAUAACACAUCUGUGAUAUUGAAAUUGAAUGCACACAAAUACUAACCUCUAAGGUCAUGUAAAAUGAAUUAUCUGGUUGUUUUUUUGGAUAAAUGAUUAUUUAACAUUAUUAAUUCUUAUUUUAGGAUGGAAAUGAGGAUUGUUACUCAUUAUCUUUGUCUUCAGAAUGUUUUGGAGAGAAAUUUUGUAUUUCAAAUUAAGAAAAAAUCCAAUUGACAGAAAAUGGUGUCUCAUUUAACAAAGAGAAUUUAAUUUCUGAGAACUGGAUAAUUUAUUUUAUAACACCUAACAUAAUUGUGAUAUUUGAUAGAGAAUUUUUACAUAGAUAGUAUAUUUUUUUGUAUGUUUUUGCCAAAGAAAUGGUUUUACUAUAAAGGAAGUAAAUUUUAACUUGUGCUUUUGUUUACGUUAGUUUAUGUGUUUGUAUGUAUUAUCAUGUAUGCUUUCACUGACUAAUAAAUUUCAGGAUAAAGGUACACAUACUUGCAGGAAAAUAAAUCUAAAGUAAAAAAAAAAAAAUUUGGUAAACAAUUUACUUACCAGUACUAAAAAUGUUGAAAGGCAAAAUCCAUUAUAAAUUUGAAGAGCAUUCAUUAUUGAAAAUGCCUUAUUAUUGUGCCUCAUCUAGCUAUUGUAUCAGGAAAUAUUUGUGCUAAGAUCUUCAAUAUGGCUUUUGAUAUAUUUUUAUUACAUCUUUGGAAUGGUGUUGAUAUAUUUUUACCAACAUGUUGACUGACAAUGCAAUACCCCCAAAGAGAGUCAAGGUUGUUAAUCACUCCCAUAGUACUAACAUGUCAACUAUAUUCUUUUUUAUCUAGCUUAAAAAAAAUAACAGAAUAUAUUUUUGUGUACCCUUAUACUUUUGUUGUUUUACAGUUUUCUAUAUUUUUAUUGUUUAUAUACAUGUUAAAUAAAUUUGUAUUUUGUUUGUUUAAAUUCUAAAUAAAUGUGUUGUUUAAAUU
Molecule: messenger RNA, 7980 nt
Organism: Mytilus trossulus (common blue mussel)
Lineage: Eukaryota; Metazoa; Mollusca; Bivalvia; Mytilida; Mytilidae
Exons: 17
Coding region: 151-5589 (1812 amino acids)
Molecular function (GO): protein binding; ATP hydrolysis activity
Source: RefSeq, a predicted model, not a curated record